Messenger RNA from Lodderomyces elongisporus, 561 nucleotides. It is a transcript of the gene RPS7A, whose product is annotated as 40S ribosomal protein eS7. Bases 1 to 561 code for a protein of 186 amino acids. Gene Ontology annotation, cellular component: cytosolic small ribosomal subunit; ribosome; 90S preribosome. NCBI's taxonomy places the organism in Eukaryota, Fungi, Ascomycota, Pichiomycetes, Serinales, Debaryomycetaceae. The transcript has a single exon. Gene Ontology annotation, molecular function: structural constituent of ribosome. Gene Ontology annotation, biological process: translation; ribosomal small subunit biogenesis; rRNA processing. The record is from RefSeq and is a predicted model, not a curated record.
AUGUCAUCAAAGAUCAUUAGCGAAAACCCAACUGAGCUCGAGUUAAAGGUUGCUCAAGCUUUCAUCGACUUGGAGGGUCAAUCCGACCUCAAGGCUGAAUUGCGUCCAUUGCAAUUCAAGUCCAUCAAGGAAAUCGAUGUCAACGGAGGUAAAAAGGCUCUUGCUGUCUUUGUUCCACCACCAUCAUUGUCUGCUUACAGAAAAGUCCAAACUAGAUUGACCAGAGAAUUGGAAAAGAAAUUCCCAGACAGACACGUUGUCUUUUUAGCAGAGAGAAGAAUCCUCCCUAAACCAUCUAGAAAAGCAAGAAAGCAACAAAAGAGACCAAGAUCAAGAACCUUGACCGCUGUCCACGACAAAAUCUUGGAAGACCUUGUGUUCCCAACCGAGAUUGUUGGUAAGAGAGUUAGACACUUGGUUGGUGGUAACAAGAUCCAAAAGGUCUUGUUGGACUCUAAGGACUCAACUGCUAUUGACUACAAAUUGGACUCAUUCCAACAAUUAUACUCAAAGUUGACCGGUAAACAGGUUGUUUUUGAGAUUCCAGGUGAGAUCCACUAA